AUGCAGCAGCCGACAUGCACCAAUGUUCGUAUUCGCUCAACAGCCGAUGCUCAUAAGAUAUUUGCUGCUGUUCAACAAGGAAUCCUCCAUAUGGUCACCAGACGCUUGGAUGCAGAUGAACGAAUUGCACUGCGGUCUGGAUGCGUUUAUGCUUGGGAGGAACGCGGACCACAUAGUGAACUCACUGGACUAGGCAUCGAGCGGUUCACUGAAGGUCGGAGGUGGUCUCCUUCUCGUGUGCGAGAUGAGUUCCUCUUCUACUAUGAGAAGUACUCUCCUCCUGCGGAAGCUAAUCAAAUAGGUAACGCCUCGGACCGUAUGCCUCCUCGCGAUUGGGACCCUUUAGUAAAGCAGACAUACUCUGUAUGGGUGGAGACAGAGAAGGGAAAAAGGAAAUGGCACCUUACUGCCUAUUUCACGCAAGCGACCAUAGAUCAACUAGGCACUAUCGAUGAGAACCCUCUAGUUCGGGAUCUCCCCGUUCCUGAUGGCAUGUUUAAGAGUACCAGGGUUGGAAAGAGUCGAAACAAAACCGACGAUGGUAGCCGUACGGAUGCUGCUAGGGCAGCGACAACCAUUCCACGAACAUACGCACCUUUCCCAACGCCUUACCAGUAUCAAGCACAGAAUGGUUCUCCGAGUAUGACUCCAGUUCUGAUGCAUGAACCAUACCGAACUACUCGUGUCGAGGAACCGUCUCCUGUGCUUGAACCAUCACCGUCUCCGGAUUCAUUCCAGGACCAGGGGAAUUAUGGGUUACACCAGAGGUCAUACUCUUCGCUUAAUAACCCUCCUGCCUCUACGUCUACUCCUCCAUCUUAUGCAAAUCGAGUUUAUUCCCCAGUUCCCUUAGCCGUAUCUCAACCAAUUGAUCCGCAUAGUCACCUACCGAUCUAUCCAGCUCCCGGUGUUCGUGUUGUAGAUCGGCAAUCGCGUACUAUGCCAGUGAGCUCACCUUCAUGGGACGAGGGGAAUACUUCAUACUACCCGAGAUCUAGAUACCCGGAUGACCAAAGACAUGAAAUAGCCUCCCAGUAUCCUAUGUCUUCACCAGCGUCGUACAUGACUUCAGUUGAUUACCAAUCCAAUUUGGUUACCUCUCCUCAGACAUACAUGCCUCCGGGAACAUCACUGCCUCAGUUAUCUACAAGCCUAGGGAACAACAUGUAUUCGCCCUCAAUGUCCAGCUCAUUGCAUUCAGCUCUUAUUCUGCCGACCCAAAAUAACGAUGCCAAUGAGUCGUAUACUUUAUCACCCCUUCAGAUACCUGGCAGGCUACAUGCUAAUGUUUAUUCUCCCUCACGAUCUUUGGAAAUGCAAGUUCACAGCGAGGAUACACCGUCAGAGGACAUCGACCAUGAAGGGUCGCUGGCUCCUUUGGAUGUGCUUAGGAGGCCAAGCAGAUUCCGCAGAGACCCAAUGGACGAAAAGACAUUGAGGUUACUUCGUGAAAAACGAUCGAGUUCUUGA
Messenger RNA from Psilocybe cubensis, 1470 nucleotides. RefSeq lists its product as uncharacterized. Lineage: Eukaryota; Fungi; Basidiomycota; Agaricomycetes; Agaricales; Agrocybaceae. Gene Ontology annotation, molecular function: DNA binding. Bases 1 to 1470 code for a protein of 489 amino acids. The record is from RefSeq and is a predicted model, not a curated record. The transcript has 4 exons.